Molecule: messenger RNA, 5500 nt
Organism: Phacochoerus africanus (Common warthog)
Lineage: Eukaryota; Metazoa; Chordata; Mammalia; Artiodactyla; Suidae
Product: cytochrome P450 4X1-like
Exons: 13
Coding region: 15-1532 (505 amino acids)
Molecular function (GO): heme binding; oxidoreductase activity, acting on paired donors, with incorporation or reduction of molecular oxygen; monooxygenase activity
Source: RefSeq, a predicted model, not a curated record
CGCAGCGCAGAGCGAUGGAGUCCUCCUGGCUGGAGACGCACUGGGCGAGGCCCCUCCACCUGGCGCUGGUGUUCUGCUUGGCCCUGGGGCUGCUGCAGGCUGUCAAGCUCUACCUGCAGAGGCAGCGGCUGCUCCGAGACCUGCGCCCCUUCCCCUCGCCCCCGAGCCACUGGUUCUACGGGCACCAGAAGAUAAUUCAGAAUGGUGGAAUGGAGAAGCUCCGGGAGGUUAUAGACAAAUACCCGCGUGCCUUUCCUUUCUGGCUUGGGCCCUUUCAGGCGUUUUUCUAUAUUUAUGACCCAGACUAUGCAAAGACUCUUCUGAGCAGACCAGAUCCCAAGUCCAACUUCCUGUACAAGUUCAUGGAUCCCAUCGUUGGAAAAGGACUCUUGAAUCUGAAUGGACCUAAGUGGUUCCAGCAUCGUCGCCUACUGACGCCCGGACUCCAUUUGAACGCCUUGAAAUCGCAUGUGGAGAUAAUGGCCCAUUCUGUGAACACAAUGCUGGGUGAGUGGGAGAGGAUUUGUGGCACUGAGGACACGCUUCUGGAGAUCUCUGCGCCCGUCACCUUGCUGACCCUGGACAUAAUCAUGAGAUGCGUCUUUGGCUUGGAAACCAACUGCCAGAUAAACAGCACCUAUGAUCAUUACAUAAAAGCAGCAAAUGAAGGCAGCAAUAUAAUUUUUUACCGCUUGUACAAUUUCUUAUAUCACCAUGACAUCAUUUUCAAGUUCAGCCCGAAGGGCCACCGCUUUCGGCAGUUAAGGAAGAUACUGCAUCCCUACACAGCAAAGAUAAUCCAGGCUGGAAAGAAUUCCCGCAUGAAUCAACACGGUAACACUCAGAAGAGGAAGUACCAGAAUGUUCUUGAUAUUGCCCUUUCUGCUCUGGCUGAAAAUGGUGACAGCUUCUCAGAUACUGACCUAUGGUCUGAGGUAAACACAUUCCUGUUGGCAGGGCAUGAAACCAUGACAGGCGGCCUUACCUGGCUCCUCUACCACCUGGCUCUGUACCCUGAGCAUCAGGAGAGAUGCCGGGAAGAGAUCAGGAGCAUCCUGGGUGACGGGUCUUCCAUCACCUGGGGCCAGCUGGGUGAGAUGCCAUACACCACGAUGUGCAUUAAGGAGUCCCUCCGCUUGGCACCUCCAGUCCUCUCCUUUUCCAGAGAACUCAGCAAGCCCAUUACCUUCUCAGAUGGACGCUCCUUGCCUGCAGGAAUGACUGUGGUUUGCAGUAUCUGGGGGCUCCACCACAACCCUGCCAUCUGGGAAAACCCACAGGCCUUUGACCCCUUGAGGUUCUCUCAGGAGAGUAAUGACAAGAGGCACUGCUACGCCUACUUACCGUUCUCAGCUGGACCAAGGAACUGCGUGGGGCAGCAGUUUGCGAUGGCUGAGUUAAAGGCGGCCGUCGCCUUGAUUCUGCUCCGCUUCUCACUGACGGCAGAACCCGCCAGGCCUCUCGUCUCCAGGCCCAAUAUUUUCCUCAAACCCAAGAACGGGCUCUACUUGCACCUGAAGAAACUCGCCUAAUGCCAGCCCAGAGACUGCUCUCCUGUUUGGCCUGGGCCAGUGGCCAUCCAGCUGGUACGUCUCCUAGUAGAGAGGAAAUGCCAGUUUAACCUCUGUGACGAUGAGAACAGGACAGCACGGAUAAAGCUGCCUAGUAGCCAACCAUGUCACCAGGAGAUGGAUUUGAUUUCACGACUUAGACUAAAAAUGAGUUGAUCUCAUUGAGAUCUAAGGAACUGGUGAAAUGUGCGGACGGUUGACUUUGAAUUCUUAGCCUCUGCCGUCUGUUUCUUAGCCUACUCCUCACAGCCAUCCAGCGCCAGGAAGAGGAAUGUGCACGUGAUCUGCGGGAACGAGGUGCCAACCCAGAUCUCGUGGACGUCGCUGGCACUGCUGCCCUCCGCCAUGCUCCUUUGGACAGAAUAUCUCCAUCUCAGCAAAGCUGCUUUCAAUACAAAGCUAAUAUUGAAGGAAGAAACAAGGUUUCCCUCAACUAAUUUCAUUUUGUUAAAUACAUGUUGUUGGUUUUUGUCACAAGGGUUUUAUUUAUGAUGAUAUUAUACUGAACACUAUCCGUCAGGCCCUGAUCCCACGGAAAGCUUGUCAGAGGGGCAGAGAAAGGUGAUGCCCACGGAAAGGGCAACGCUUUAUCUCCCAGCCACCCUUUACGCCAGAAGGAAACACUUCGCCAUAGAAGGAAAGGCUCAGCCUCCACACCAUGGGGUCAGCAUUUAACUCGCGCACGAAAAGCUGUACCGAGGAACUGCAGAGUCGAAGGUGAUGGCAGCACAGCUUACUUCAGUUAGACUCGAAGGGGAACCUCCGGCCUGGAGUUGGUUUUGCAAAAAGGCUGCGGAGAUCUAGCUUGAGUGUCACCUGUUAGUAAGACAGAGACGCAGGGCGUUGGGAUGGUUUUCAAGGUGACUUGCCUCCCGCUCAGAGUGACACGAGCAGAAAUACUACUGCUCAUUGUGCUUGGGAGCCAUCAGAUGGGACUGCUGCUGGCAUCUCCUCCUCCGGCCCAGGGUAGAGGAGCGGGGUUGGGGGGGUGCAGAGAGCUGUGACCCUCUGUUCUCCUACCUGAUCCCCUUGGACCGAGCCCACAGGUGAGUCAGAUGCCUGGAGCAGCGGGACUUGCACUGGGGCGUGGAUGGGAGGCAUCUGCCUCCCCUCUAGAUCUGGCCCAGGGCCUGGCCCCCCCAGCUUGGCCCUCCUCCCAGUGUUAAGUUCCCAGCAGUACAUACAGUGGCCAGGAGCUCGGGCUUAAGAUUCGUGCAGGCUCUGGUUCAAACGCCAGCUCUUCUUCCCACUGCGUGUGGGACCACUUGGCCUUGCAGAUGCUCCGCGCACUUGCCAGGAGAAUUGGUCCUGUCAUGCCUUCCCUGCGAGGCUGCUGGGGAGAUGCAGACACGAUGUAUGUGUCUGAGACUCGCCGGAAGUUCUCUAGGCUCAGCCCAGAAGCCAUUUCUGGGAAGUGUGUCCCCAACCCCUGGGUUAAGGGUUUCCUCUGUGCUACCCCAGCCGUCUCUGCACUCACCACCCUGUGUGGUCUGUUCACUGGUCUGUGUCCGGCCCCAGGUCUGGGCGCUCCUCAAGGGCAGGCCUGGGCUGACUUUCCUCUCUGACCACCAGCACCCAGGUCAGGGCUGAGCCCAGGGAAGGGAAACCUGCGGGGUGGGAAGAGACCCAGAGGAAGGGGCUAAACCCAGUCAUCUGUCCAGCUGUAUGUCUGUCCAUACCCCUCAGACACACACCUGCACCUGCUCGCACAAGCCCUUUCCCCUGAAGGUCCCGGGGUCAGGGAACCCUGAUGCUCCAUCUGGUCUUCAGUGGGUUGGGGAGGGGCUGCUCUUCUUCUGCCUGUAGCCUCGGCUGCCACCUGGUGGCUGCAAUGGGAAGGGCAGAUUCAGCAGAGCCUUUGAACUUCACACCUUUAGGGGACUCUUCCCCCUUAAGCGCUGGGACCAGAGGCUUUUCCAGGGCCUGGCCCCAGGGACCCCAUGGGUUGUGCCAGCACGUUGCACCGUGGGCUUCAAGGGCAGCAUGGCCUCCAGCGCCCCCUCCUUGUGUCAUUUGUGUGGUGUAACUUGCAGCUCCAGUUCAAAUUCUAUGCCCCCAUCUGGACUUCCAUAUGCUGGGGGUGUGCCCAAAAAAGGAAAAAAAAAAAGAUUUAGAGUAAAGGAGUAAAACUUUUGUGGUGCCCUGCUCCCUCGAGACCCUGGCCCCCUGGAGAAGCAGAGCAGAGGGAGUUUGAUGAGAGAGAAGGGUGGAGGGAGGACAAGGCCAAGUCCCACUCUGGGCCUGAGCAGCCUGGAAGACGGUAGAGCCACGGAGGACCCCCAGUUGGGUUGUGCAGGCCUCGGCUCUACCUGUAACCUGGUGAGACUGCAUCUGCCUGCGGGGAGGGGCGCCUUUUUCUGAUUCGCAUACGGGCACCAUUCAGGCUGGCGCACAGCACGGAGAAUGGCAGGUGGGUGCCCGAGGACAAUCAGGAGCAUGUGGGGUGAGGAUGCAUUUGGACACGUGGCGUCUUGGAGCUCGUGGCACGUUACAGGGAGCAGACUGGGGGCAGCUGGGUGCACAGGAAAGACCUGAAGCUCCGUUGAGCAGGUAGUAAUUGAGCCAGAGAUUGUGUCUUCUAGUUGGCUGCCCACUGGGAGGGUGAAAGGCCAGGUCUGGGCCAGGCAGCCUGCACACAGCCCCGCUCUGACGCUAAUGUCAUGUGACUUUGGAUCAAUCGAGUCACCUGAGCUCCAGUUUCCUCCUCCCUAGACUGGGGGCAGUACAUGGUGUCUGUCUAAUAGGAGGUGUCGUGAAGAUGCAAAGAAACGUGUUUUUCUCUGCACAAAACACACAGAAUAGGGCCAAGUAUACAGUUAGUGCACAAUAACUGUUAGCUUCUGUUUUUCCAUGGCUAUUGUUAUGCUGAAAGGAUGGACUCAGCUGGAUGCAGGAGCACACUGCAAAAUCCUAGCCACCUUGAACUGGAGCAAGGCCCCUCACCCCCCACCCCUAUGUCCUCAGCCAGCCUUUGGUCUGCAGAGAACUUUAGCCAAAGAAUAAGUGUAAUCGGAGAGGUGAGAAGAUGCAGAACCCAAGGAAAACAGUCACGACCAAACAAUACCAAAUAAUGAUGGUUCAGCCCUUACGCAGAGUCAGGGACCUUUAGUUUCUCCUCACGGGCUGCAGGUGAUGCUCGGAACCACAUCCUCCGCGCUGUCUGUCGAUCGCGGGGCCCCACCAGGUGGAAGAAGGGAACCACAUGCCCACCAGACUGUAGCCAGGACAUCAGCUGCCACGAUUCCGACUCAGAGAAACGGGACCAGGCUGACCCUGGAAGGAAGAUGCGCGGCGCUCCGUCAAGGGGGCUGCUCAGGCCGCGGCGCGACCAACACGCUGACUGCUUGUGGUCCCCUGCGUCUGUUUAUGCCCCUGAAGCUCUCCUUUAAAAGCUCUUGCCCCCCGAUGGUCAGGGGGGUGAGGGCGCCUGUGGACACAAGUCCAGCCUCCCCCGUUUGCCGACCUUGGGGAUAAAGCAAAUGUUCCUUCCCACCCAGCUCGCCUCUCUUUAUUGGCUUUGAGCGGCGAGCAGCCAGACCCCCGGUUUAGCCCCUUUUACUGAUAUUGUGCUGUGAAAGCUGAAGCCCAAGGAAAGGUUGGCUUCUGCCCGAGGUCACGUGACAAGCUCGGGCGAGCCUCUGCAUGGCUGGUGGGGACGGAACGUGCUGGACCCGGCUGCUCUCCUGGACCUCUGGACGCACCAACAUAAGGGGGCUGGUUCGUUCUGCGUUGCUGAGCCGGUACAGUUAGGUAGGGGGACUUUGCAGAUGAAUAACCGGGCUUCAGACCAGUUCUGUGAGAAAAUGCAGAAACAAAGGAAAACAGAGCCCCUGCAUAGGACAAGGCUCAGUAUUUGUUCGGUGAAUGAGUAUGUGUCAGCUAGUCCCAGCUCAGCCACUCAAAUAAAUUGCAUGAUCUUGGGAAAAUCA